GGAAGUGUAUUGUCGGACAUUAUUUUACGGAGAGGAGACGCGUCUAAUUUUCUUUAGAAUGUGUAAACCUUACGUUUGAUUAGUGAUCGUGAUUUUAGAACAGAACUCUUGUAUCAUCGCACAAUAAGGAAACGGCACGAACUAUAAACGAAAGAGAAUUUCAGCAAUGUCACAACCAUCGCAAUAUAUCCAAGGGAUGAUCGGACCAGUGAAUAUGGCCAACAUGAAUUCCUAUGGGAAUAUGGCCACAAUGGGAGGAGGAAACCGACUUGACCCAGCUAACAACAACAUGCCACUGAGCUUCAACACAGGGAAGAAUAAACCACCAAUGGCCAGAAGCAGUACUGAGUAUGGAGAAUCAAGUCGUCAAGUCGUCCCAGACGAAUCCCCCUCCAGCACGACUGAGGGCAUGCUGCAGCAGCAGCAGCAACAGCAUCAGGGGAACAUGCUGCCUGGUGGCAGUGACAUGUACAACAUGGGGUACGGGGGCCACAUGGGGUACAGCGGAGAUCCAUCCAUGAUGAUGAUAGGAUCUAUGAUGAACCAGUAUGGCAUGAACAUGAUGGGGCAGAUGGGCCCCUUGCCCAGCUACGCUGAGAGAGAAGUGAUCACACUCAAGAGCUGUGUGCUGUACCCCCCUCCCCCAGGUGCUCCUCCUCGUAGCGUGCGAGAACGUCCCCCUGGUUGUCGCACAGCUUUCAUCGGGGGACUGCCCGAGAACACCACUGAAGAAAUCCUACAGGAAGUGUUCGAGAAGUGUGGCAACAUCGUCAGCAUCCGACUCAGCAAGAAGAACUUCUCCCACAUCAGAUUCGAGUUUCAUGACAGUGUCGAGAGGGCUCUCUUCAUCUCAGGUUAUCGAAUGAAGAUCGACAACGAUGACGACAAGGCCAACACUGGUCGAAUCCAUGUGGACUAUGCACUGGCCCGCGAUGACCAGUAUGAGUGGGAGUGCCAGCAGCGUGCGCUGGCCAGGGAGAUGCGACACCAGCAGCGCAUCGAGGAGGACCUCAUGAGACCUCCAAGUCCUCCCCCACCCAUUGUCUUCUCCGAACACGAGGCACUGUCACUCACUGAAAAGCUGAAAAGUGAUGAGGAUUUCAUGAAUGCAUCUGAGAUUCUGGUUUCCUGGAUGGAGAAGGGCGACUGUAAUAGGCGCACCAACGCCUCCUUCUACAGCAUGAUCCAGUGUAUCAAUUCCCACGUGCGCCGUUUGCUCAUGGAGAAGCAGCAGAACGAGGAGGAGGUGCAGCGGGUGAAGCAGCAGUCAAUGUUCCGCUUCCAGGACAUCAUCAGGCAAUUUGAUCAGAUAGCGCGGGUAUUUAGCACCGCCACCAAACAGCGAGCAUGGGAUCACUUCACCAAGGCUCAACGCAAGAACAUUGACGUCUGGUGCAAACAAGCAGAGGAGAUCCGAGUUGCCCAGCAGGAGGAGUUCCUCAGUGAAAGACAAGAGGACGAAAUGGAGAUGUCUGAUGAGGAUGGUGAUGGACCAGCCAAGAAGAGGAAGACCGACACAGCCGGCCAGGCACCCGGUGCAGGCUAUAUUCCAGGGGACACCAGCAGUGUGGUCAACAGUCUGAAGGAUGAGAAUGACACACUGAAAUGUCAGAUGGAGGCAUACAAGAACGAGGUGGACUUGAUCAAACAAGAGUCUCUCAACUCACUGGAGGAGAAGGACAAACAGAUCCGAGCCUUACAGAACGCUCUACAGGGGAUGCAGCAGCAACUGAUCAGCUCCCAGCAGCAGAUGAAGAAGUCGGAGCAGCUGUACAAGGAGAAAGAGAAGUUGCUGGAGCUGGAGCGAGCCCGAAACAAGGCCGACACUGCCAACCGGUCAGAAGACAAGACAGAAGACAAGUCUGGGGACAGGCCGGAGGACCAGCCACAGGACAAGGAGGACACAGAGAAAGCAGCAGAGGACAAAGAGUCACAGUCAGCUGAGGAGACGAGCAAGGAGAAGGCUCCUACCUUUGAUGUGAUCACCAUCCCUGAGAUCCAAUCCAUCCCUGGCCUCAGCAGCAUUGAGUCCACUGUCAGCAGUUCGGCCAUCAACCUGUCUGGCAAGGAGGCCAAGAUACUAGGUCUCAUCACCUGUUUUCUCCAUGUUCAUCCGUUUGGGGCAUCCGUGGACUACUUGUGGUCAUACCUAAACCAGAUGAUCUCAUGUCGACCACGGGAGAUUGAAGACCUGGUUGAACGUCUGCCUAUGCUGUUCAAACAAGAGCUGCAGGGAGUCGGGGCUCGGCUGGAGCGGAGAUGGGUGUUCACCGGCUACUCCAGCAGCACAAACACCGAUGCCAGCAGCUCCUUCUGGACUAGUCGUGACAAGUAAUCGUGUUGAAUAGAUUCAUCAUUUGUCUCAUCAGUCGAGGGAUAGAAUUUAACACCAGCUAUGAAUCUGUUGGUUUUGUCAGCUGUUAAAUUUACAAUACAUGGAAAUUAACUAAAUAGGUAAGAGCAACGAUUGUGGCUUGAGUUUCAGGGAGACUUUUCUCCCCUGUCAGUAUCAGGAGUUGCUGUCGUGUAGGCUGGGGGAUAUCUUUAAACCUGAUGUGGAAGUUCCUGCUGUAUACGCUGGCACUGUUACCAUGGAGAUCAAUAAGUAGCUCCUGAAAUAAGCCUUAUCAGUGUUGAUCAUUUCUUGUGA
This is a messenger RNA of Haliotis rubra (blacklip abalone), 2650 nucleotides long. Its product is annotated as ecto-NOX disulfide-thiol exchanger 2-like. Gene Ontology annotation, cellular component: external side of plasma membrane; plasma membrane. The transcript has 13 exons. Gene Ontology annotation, molecular function: RNA binding; protein-disulfide reductase activity. The coding region runs from base 167 to 2335 and encodes 722 amino acids. Gene Ontology annotation, biological process: ultradian rhythm. The record is from RefSeq and is a predicted model, not a curated record. Lineage: Eukaryota; Metazoa; Mollusca; Gastropoda; Lepetellida; Haliotidae.